Messenger RNA from Gossypium arboreum, 1781 nucleotides. RefSeq names its product probable magnesium transporter NIPA4. Bases 47 to 1375 code for a protein of 442 amino acids. The transcript has 10 exons. Gene Ontology annotation, molecular function: magnesium ion transmembrane transporter activity. Gene Ontology annotation, cellular component: membrane. Gene Ontology annotation, biological process: magnesium ion transport. The record is from RefSeq and is a predicted model, not a curated record. NCBI's taxonomy places the organism in Eukaryota, Viridiplantae, Streptophyta, Magnoliopsida, Malvales, Malvaceae.
AUAUGCGCCAAAUAUUGCAAAUAAAAAAGAACAAUAGAAGGCUGUGAUGCGAUCCAAGAAGUUUUUUGUCUCACAGUCACAGCCAAAACAGCUGUUUUUCAUUACUAAUUGCCUCACUACUCAUCCCAUCCAACUCAGCAAUAACUCGUCUUAUCUCACUCCUUCUCCCCUUUCUCUCCUCCUCUAUAUUUUAAGCGCCGACAGCCAUUUCUCUCUUUCUUUCAGAUUUUCUUCUUUCCUCAGCUCAGACUUGUCGUUCCUUUCCAAACUCACUCCGCGUCAACCGAGUCAAGAUUCUUUUCCCAACUCACCAUUGGUUAAGAGUAUGGCAGCUGUGCGAAGAUGGAGCGAGGGAAUGUCCUCAGAUAAUAUUAAGGGUUUGGUUUUAGCCAUUUCUUCCAGUUUAUUUAUUGGGGCAAGUUUCAUUGUUAAGAAAAAAGGCUUGAAGAAAGCUGGUGCUUCUGGCGUCAGGGCAGGAGUUGGAGGGUAUUCGUACUUGCUUGAGCCACUUUGGUGGAUUGGCAUGAUAACAAUGGUCGUGGGGGAAAUUGCUAAUUUUGCUGCUUAUGCAUUCGCACCGGCCAUACUGGUCACUCCUCUUGGUGCACUCAGCAUCAUUAUCAGUGCGGUACUUGCGCAUAUCAUUUUGCGGGAAAAGUUACAUACUUUUGGGAUUCUUGGUUGUGCUUUGUGUGUUGUGGGCUCAACAACAAUUGUGUUGCAUGCUCCCCAAGAACGUCAGAUUGAAUCUGUAACAGAAGUUUGGGAUCUUGCUACAGAGACAGGAUUUUUGUUUUACACAGCUCUGGUCUUAACAGCUGUCUUUAUACUUAUAUUCCACUUUGUUCCACAAUAUGGACAGACACACAUUAUGGUUUACAUUGGAGUUUGCUCUCUCGUGGGCUCCAUUUCGGUCAUGAGCGUUAAAGCACUUGGUAUUGCCUUGAAGUUAACCUUUUCAGGAAUGAAUCAGCUUCUGUAUCCGCAAACUUGGGCCUUUACUUUAGUUGUGGCUUCUUGUGUGAUUACCCAAAUGAAUUAUUUAAACAAGGCGCUUGAUACUUUCAACACAGCUGUUGUUUCUCCUAUAUACUAUGUUAUGUUUACAUCACUGACCAUUUUGGCUAGUGUCAUCAUGUUUAAGGAUUGGGAUAGGCAGACUCCAACUCAGAUUAUAACGGAGAUGUGUGGAUUCAUAACAAUCCUUUCGGGAACUUUUCUUCUUCACAAAACCAAGGACAUGGUCGAUGAUUAUGUUCAAUCAGGUCCAAGUUUGACAACUUCUAUAUCAAUGCGAUCGUUAAAGCAUGAAGAAGAGGAUGGCUUUGAUGAAGGUGUCCCUCUUAAACGGCAGGAUACAUCGAGAAUACCUUAAUCGAAGUUAUAAGUCAUCAUUGCUAUUCCUACAAAGCUGAAAUAGCUCUUGGGGAGAAAACCCUCGAUACCUCAAUGAUAUUGUAAUUUUUUAUCACCCAACUUAUACCAUCCUAAUUCAUUUUUUUGGAGGUACACAAGAGGAGGUGAGAUUUUCAUUGGCCUUUUUCCAUUUUAUUAUAAUCCCUUUGGCUUCAAGAUGAGAGACUAUAUAGAUUUCAGCUUUUGCCUUGCAUACACUAUCACUCUAUCCCCAGUUGGUUGAUACAGAAGAUAUGGCCAAAUGUAAAAUCUUGAGCACAGUGGUUAAUACAUACUAUUAUCCUUUUGCUUUAUUAUAUCAACAAUUGGGUGGAAUUUGAAUGCUGAUAUAUCUUAUAAGCCAUUUGUUUGAAGUGGCAUUUGAA